UCGACUGGGUGAGUGAUCGAGGAGACCCGAGAGUCUUGCAUAUAUCGUGAAAACUAGCAUGCAAUCAGGGAGAGAAUUACGGACACGAAACGUGGACUUACCCUCACUGUACGUCAAGGAAUUUCAUCACAACUUUCAUCACUUUCAACUUGAGAUAUAUCAACGUACGUGAAUGUACGUGUCAUGUGUGUGUAGUGUAUCACAGAGAGAUCUAGAGAGAGAGAGAGAGAGAGAGAGUUUAUAUGAUGAGUAGGUUUCAAUUAAGGACUCCAAACUUCAAAGUCCACGAAGACUAAAAAGGAGCUCCAUUGAUGUAUUGGCAACAGUAGUACUUGUUGAGGAAGGAAGGGAGGCUGCAUUUUUUCGGUUUCAGGGAGUCGUUAGAGAUCGAAGACCUGCAAAAGCAUAUUAUGAAAAGGAAUACUGAGAAACAACGUGUUAAUAUGUUAUGGAACGGGUCAGGGCUUCAUAGGCAUCUUACUGGACCCCGUUGGCGACGAGUAAAGAAGAAUGUUGCAACACUUUCUGCCGUCUUCUUCUUCCUCCUCCUCCUUGUCUGUGUCUUGCUAUUUGUAGGCUGGAUUGAUGCUUCUGUAUUUUCAGGCAGUUUCACUCAGAAAACAAUAAAAGGGGCAACAAAAUCACCACAAAAGCAAGAAUUCCCACUCAAAUGCACCAAAGGAAACCUAACAAAAACAUGUCCAAGAGACUACCCCACCACCCACAAACCCAUCGAUCCUGACCGUCCAUUACUAAACACAACAUGCCCAUCAUACUUCCGUUGGAUCCACGAGGAUCUACGGCAUUGGAAGAACACGGGAAUCACACAGGACAUGGUGGAGCGGGCCCGUAGGACUGCCCAUUUCAGGCUUGUGAUCGUGGGUGGGAAGGCUUAUGUGGAGAAGUACAGGCCCUCCAUUCAGACUAGAGACAUGUUCACUUUGUGGGGCAUUUUGCAGCUUCUGAGGUGGUACCCUGGGACGUUGCCAGAUUUGGACCUAAUGUUUGACUGUGACGAUCGGCCUGUCGUCCGAUCUAAGGACUUUCGGGGCCCAAAUGUGGGCCCGCCGCCUUUGUUUCGGUACUGUUCGGACGAAUGGAGUUUGGAUAUUGUGUUUCCGGAUUGGUCUUUUUGGGGCUGGGCUGAGACCAAUAUAAAGCCAUGGAGAAGCAUAUUGGGGGACAUAAAAGAAGGCAACAAAAGAACCAAGUGGAAGGACAGGGUACCCUAUGCUUAUUGGAGAGGGAAUCCAUCUGUGGCUCCAACUAGAAAAGACCUUCUGAAUUGUAAUGUCUCAGACAAAGAUGACUGGAACACUCGCCUAUAUGUCCAGGACUGGGGCAAAGAAUCCAAAAUAGGGUACAAACAAUCAAAUUUAGAAGACCAAUGCACUCACAGAUAUAAGAUAUACAUAGAAGGAUGGGCAUGGUCUGUAAGUGAGAAAUACAUUCUGGCUUGUGACUCGAUGACCAUGCUUGUAAGGCCUCGUUACUAUGAUUUCUUCAUCAGAGACAUGGUGCCAUUGAAGCACUACUGGCCCAUUAGAGACAACACCAAGUGCCCCUCUCUUAAGUUUGCUGUUGAAUGGGGCAACAAUCACACUCAAAAGGCUGAAGCCAUAGGGAAGGCAGGAAGCAAGUUCCUACAAGAGGAUCUAAAGAUGGAGUACGUAUACGACUACAUGUUUCAUUUGUUGAAUGAAUAUGCAAAGCUCCUGAAAUUCAAGCCAUCUGUACCGCCAGGAGCGGUCGAGCUAUGUUCAGAAAUAAUGGCUUGCGACGCUAAUGGAACGUGGGGGAAAUUCAUGGUGGAGUCCAUGGUGAAGUCUCCUAGUGAUUCAACCCCAUGCACCAUGCCUCCUCCUUAUGAUCCUUCCUCGCUACGGGGAUUUCUAGACAGCAAGGAUAAAUCGAUAAAGCAAGUGGAAAUGUGGGAAAACGAAUACUGGCAGAAUCGAAACAAGAAGCAAUAGAUUUGUGUGUGUUUUUUUUGUGUUUCAUAUCUAUGCUUAACUAUAUAUAUAUAUAUAUAUAUAUAUAAGCAAUUACUUGUAUUCUCUAAGUUCUUGCAUGGAGAUGUUAGUGUACUCAUUGAUGAAUGUUAUGUUAGAAACAUAUCUUCUA
Molecule: messenger RNA, 2124 nt
Organism: Alnus glutinosa
Lineage: Eukaryota; Viridiplantae; Streptophyta; Magnoliopsida; Fagales; Betulaceae
Exons: 6
Coding region: 411-1973 (520 amino acids)
Source: RefSeq, a predicted model, not a curated record